This is a messenger RNA of Cottoperca gobio, 2431 nucleotides long. It is a transcript of the gene adss2, whose product is annotated as adenylosuccinate synthase 2. Lineage: Eukaryota; Metazoa; Chordata; Actinopteri; Perciformes; Bovichtidae. Gene Ontology annotation, cellular component: cytoplasm. The record is from RefSeq and is a predicted model, not a curated record. Bases 87 to 1466 code for a protein of 459 amino acids. Gene Ontology annotation, molecular function: GTP binding; adenylosuccinate synthase activity. The transcript has 13 exons. Gene Ontology annotation, biological process: 'de novo' AMP biosynthetic process; IMP metabolic process.
AAGAAGAAGAAGAAGUAUCUUUGGUGCAGCAGCACUGUGCGUGCGAAAAGGGCGCACAAGUGUAGUCAGCCAGCGACCCAGCAGACAUGUCGGAAAGUGGGAGUCAGGAAUCCUCAGGGGCCGCGAACGGCAGCGACGACAGUCCGACAGAAAGUGCUCUCAGGCCGGCCGUCGGCAACAGAGUGAGCGUGGUGCUUGGAGCUCAGUGGGGCGACGAGGGGAAAGGAAAAGUUGUGGAUCUCCUGGCACAAGACGCGGAUAUGGUGUGCAGAUGUCAGGGCGGCAACAACGCAGGACACACAGUGGUGGUCGACUCGGUGGAGUACGACUUUCACCUCCUCCCCAGCGGCAUCAUCAACCCCAAGGUCACCGCCUUCAUUGGCAACGGUGUCGUGAUCCACCUGCCAGGCCUGUUUGAAGAGGCUGAAAAGAAUGAACGCAAAGGAAAAGGUCUAAAAGACUGGGAGAAAAGGUUGGUCAUCUCAGACAGAGCACACAUUGUGUUUGACUUCCACCAAGCGGUUGAUACUGUUCAGGAACAGCAGAGACAAGAGCAAGCAGGCAAGAACCUCGGGACAACAAAGAAGGGGAUUGGUCCAGUGUACUCGGCCAAGGCGGCACGUAGCGGCCUCAGGAUAUGUGACCUGUUGGCUGACUUCACUAAGUUCUCUGAAAGGUAUAAAGUGUUGGCCCAGCAGUACAAGGCGAUGUACCCCACUCUGGAGAUUGACAUAGAGGGAGAGCUCAUCAAAUUACAGAACUAUGUGGAGCGGAUCAAGCCCAUGGUGAGAGACGGCGUGCACUACAUGUACGAGGCUCUUCACGGUCCUCCGAAGACGAUCCUGGUGGAAGGAGCCAACGCAGCUCUGCUGGACAUCGAUUUCGGGACGUACCCGUUUGUGACAUCGUCCAACUGCACGGUGGGCGGAGUGUGUACGGGUCUCGGCAUGCCGCCACAGAACGUCGGGGAGGUUUACGGGGUCGUCAAGGCGUACACCACCAGAGUGGGCAUCGGAGCGUUCCCCUCAGAGCAGACCAACGAGAUCGGAGAGCGACUCCAGACUCGAGGGAAGGAGGUGGGCGUGACCACAGGCAGGAAGAGGCGAUGUGGUUGGCUGGAUCUGGUGCUCAUCAAAUAUGCACACAUGAUUAAUGGCUUCAGUGCGUUAGCGCUCACCAAACUGGACAUACUUGAUGUGUUCGCAGAGAUCAAAGUGGGCGUAGCGUACAAAGUCAACAACCAAACUAUACCUCACUUUCCAGCCAAUCAGGAAGUGUUGCAGCAUGUGGAGGUCCAGUAUGAGACGCUGCCGGGCUGGAACAGCGACACCUCGGCUGCGAGACACUUUGAUGAGCUGCCGGAGAACGCCCAGAAAUAUGUCCACUUCAUUGAGGAGCAUGUUGCAGUGCCUGUCAAGUGGAUCGGAGUGGGCAAGUCUCGGGAGUCCAUGAUCCAGCUGUUCUAGACGAAGGGAAUGAGAAACGCAAGCAACCAGGAUGCACUGCAGCUGAUCAACUGUACCCUUAUUCCCACGCGCACGCACACACACACACACACACUCACACACACACAGCCUACCUACCUGUUCUUAAUUCUUUACCACUGUAUCAUCCGACUGACCCACGUCACACACCGGACCUCUCUGGAUCAGACUGACCUCCCUGUAUGAACCCGUGUCCAUCUGGUUUUUUAAACUUCUUAGGACGACAGUUCAUCUGUCAAGUCCCUUUUUUUUUUAAUUUAAUUUGUCCCCGUUUAUAUUGUAGCUGUUUAUUUCAGACGUGCAACACCAGCUGCCGUAAGGUCUGAAAGAGGACACGAGGGAACGGCCUCGACACACACGGAGGAACUGUCCACAUGCGUUUGGUCGGUCGAGCUUUUGUUCGAGUGUAUGUUUGUUGAUCGAUGCUGUGUUUUAAUGUGCCAGUCUGGUGUAAAUCAGUUUUUAACCUCUGCACUUUAGAUGCUUUGGACUCCAUCUGCUUUAUGUUUUAUUCUGCCAGGUGUACGCCACAUCCUGACACGAUGAAGGGAUCCUUUAAUAUUUGUAAUGUGUCUUUUUGUGUUGGGUUAUUCGUCCGACAAAGACUUCUCACAUUGCCUUGUCAUUCAACCAAAAAAUGUGCUUUUAAAUUUCUUGUAGCUAGCGACGGCUUCCACUGGAAGCUGUUGACGAAGUGUUGACUCGCAUCGUCCCGUGCUGUGACGACUCGUGUCUUUCUGAACCAGUAUAGAGAUAUAACUUGUAACUUUUUUUUCAAAUGGAAAUCAUCUACCCGCUCACAUUCUUGUGAUUGUUCUUAUUAUUAUCAUCGCUUUCUUUGCACGUUCAGUACAAUGCUCUGUUAAAUGUGGAGGAAGGCAGCGGGAACAACUUCUACACAAAGAAACGUGUAAAUAUGGAUUGAUAAAAACUGCAUACGACAGGUG